CUUCCGGUUUUAGAUUUCGGUUUGCUUUGUGACCGCCAGGGGCAGUCGCGAGCCACUCACUUUUCUACAACGGCUUACCCGCGCAAUUAGCGUGAGAGGAGCAAACACAUAAAGACAACAUACGCCUAAACCACAAUGAGCGUAGACGUAAAGAAACUCAAAGUCAACGAGUUGAAAGAGGAGCUCCAGCGCCGCGGCCUGGACACCAAAGGCCUGAAGGCAGACCUGGUGGAGAGGCUCAAAGCCGCUUUGGAGGCUGAAGCUCAGGCUGAUGCCUCAGAGCAAGGGGAACAGGAAGAGGAGUACUAUCAAGACCAAGAGGAAGACGGAGACGAAGAAGAUGCUCAGGAGCAACAAGAAGCUCCUGAGGACUAUGGAGAUGAUGAUGAUGGGAACGGAGAAGUAGAUGUUCCUGAAGGAGAUGCUCUCGAAGAAGGAGAUGCUCUCGAAGAAGGAGAUGCUCUCGAAGAAGGAGAUGCUCUCGAAGAAGGAGAUGCUCUCGAAGAAGGAGAUGCUCUCGAAGAAGAAGACGAAGCAGAUGCUCCCGAAGAAGAAGCAGCAGAUGCUCCUGAAGAAGAAGAUGAGGGUAGAGACUCAGGUGGUUACUACGAGGAAGAAGAGGGAGAAGGCGAGCCUUUCGAAAGUCAACUAACCUCAGAUUCAGGUCACAGCAUGCCUGACUUUACAGCAGAUGUCGACAUAAACAAAUCCGAAAUGUUCUCUGAGGAACAGCCCAAGACUGAGCCUGAGCCUGCGCCAGAACCAGAGCUUGAGCCUGAGGCUGAGCCAGAGCCAGAGCCUAAGCCAGAGGAGAACAUUGAUAACAAACAAGAAGUAAAAAGGGAGGUCAAAGUGGAGGAAGAGGCUGAGACUGUUGAAAACAGACGCCACGACAAUCAUGGGACAGAACAACAGCGCGGGCAUGAUGGGGAUGGGCAUGCUGAGCAAGUCAAAGUGGAAGGUGACAGAGGUGGACACUAUGGACGCAAGAGGCCAUAUGAGGAGAGCAGGGGCUAUGGCUACUAUGAGCACCGUGAAGACAAGCGAUCUCGCACACCACAACCUCCAGCUGAAGAUGAGGAAGAGAACAUAGAUGAUACUCUUGUUACAAUUGAUACAUACAACUGUGAUCUGCACUUCAAAGUGUCUCGAGAUCGCUACAGUGGUUAUCCAUUGACCAUUGAAGGCUUUGCUUACCUUUGGGCUGGAGCACGAGCUACGCAUGGUGUCACCCAGGGGCGCAUAUGUUAUGAGAUGAAGAUCAACGAAGAAAUUCCUGUGAAGCACCUGCCCAGCAAUGAACCUGAUCCACAUGUGGUUCGCAUUGGAUGGUCUCUGAACCACUGCAGCACUCAGCUUGGCGAGGAGCCCUUUUCCUUUGGAUAUGGAGGAACAGGAAAGAAAUCCUCCGACUGUAAGUUUGCAGACUUUGGUGAGAAGUUUGGUGAAAAUGACGUCAUCGGCUGUUACAUUGACUUUGACAGUGGUGAUGAAGUAGAGAUGGCCUAUUCAAAGAAUGGAGUGUGGUUGGAUGUGGCUUUCCGAACCACCAAGGAGGCAUUGGCAGGUCGUGCUCUGUUCCCUCAUGUGCUGGUGAAGAACUGUGCCGUUGAGUUCAACUUUGGACAGAAGCGAGAGCCUUAUUUCCCCAUGCCAGAGGGAUACACCUUCAUCCACAACCUUGGCAUGGAGGAAAAGAUCAGAGGCACUAAGGGGCCUGCAAGCAAAUCUGAAUGCGAGAUCUUGAUGAUGGUUGGCCUGCCUGCCUGUGGAAAGACCACAUGGGCCAUAAAGCAUGCGGAGACUAACCCUGAGAUGAAGUACAACAUCCUGGGCACAAAUGCCAUCAUGGACAAGAUGAAGGUGAUGGGUCUGCGUCGCCAGAAAAACUAUGCCGGGCGCUGGGAUGUUCUGAUACAGCAGGCCACUCAGUGUCUGAACAGGCUGAUUGAGAUCGCUGCCCGCAAGAGACGCAACUACAUCCUAGAUCAGACAAAUGUAUAUGGAUCAGCAAGGAGACGAAAAAUGCGUCCUUUUGAAGGUUUUCAACGCAAGGCUAUUGUAAUUUGUCCCACGGACGAGGAUUUAAAAGAACGAACAUUAAAGCAAACCAAUGAGCAGGGGAAGGAUGUGCCCGAUCAUGCUGUGUUAGAAAUGAAAGCCAACUUCACUCUACCUGAGGCUUGCGAUUUCCUGGAGGGGGUGACCUUCGUUGAGCUGCAGCGCGAUGAGGCUGAAAAGCUGUUGAAGCAGUACAACGAGGAGGGCCGCAAGGCUGGUCCGCCCCCUGAGAAACGCUACGACAACAGGCAGGGCGGCUACCGUGGCCGCGGCGGCGGCAGCUACCAGCGCUAUGACAACCGUGAUGGGUCCCGUGGUGGGUACCAGAACCGCAGUGGGGAUGGAUACAGAGGCUACAAUCGUGGCAGCUACAACCAGAACCGCUGGGGCAACAGCUAUCGUGAUGGAGGCUCUGAUUCUCGUGGAUAUAGCCGCAACCAGCAGUCGGUGGGAAGCUACAGUCGGCAGGCGCCCUACAGCAAGGGUGGAUACAACCAGGGCUACAGUCAGAGCUACAAUCAAGGGUACAACCAGGGCAGCUACAACCAGAAUUACUAUGGCAACUACAGUCAGUACCCAGGAUACAGCCAGAGCUACAGCCAGACACCGAGCACUGGACAGACCUACAGCCACCACCAGCAGCAGCCACAACAACAGCAGCAGCCGCCACAGCAGCAGCAGCAGCAGCAGCAGCAACAGCAGAGCUACAACCAGCAAUAUCAACAGUAUGCUCAGCAGUGGCAGCAGUACUACCAGAACCAGAACCAGUGGAACCAGUACUACAGCCAGUAUGGCAGUUAUCCUGGUCAGGGUGGCCAAGGUUCAUCUUCUGGUUCCCAGUAGCUUCACACUGCAUCUGUACUACAUCCACCUGUGUCCUAAACAUCUCUGACCUCUGCAUUUAAUCAGUUUUUGUACAGUCCCACAUUCUGUCACCAACCAUACCUGUUUGUCUUGUUUAACACAGUAGCCUUUGUUCCUCACCAAUCAGUGUACAUGUAAACUGAAUACAGUUGAUGUCCUUUUUUUUUACUGAAUGAAGUCUUACUUUAAGCAGUGACAGUGAGGUGGUAGAUCAUAGGUAUCAAAACAUUUAAUGAAUGUUCUAUAUUAUGCAUUGAAUGUGGGCAUCUGUCCACAUUUCCUACAGAUUGAUGAGGUAAAUUGUAUAUUUCAAAGAGGCACAGUGUGAAAAAGUGACAAAGCAGGAAAAACACAGCAAAGCCUGAAUAAUUUAGCUUGUUCUGAUAAAGCUUAAAGAACAAAAUGCAUGCUUUUACCUUUCCAUUCUUUUGUCUUGCUCUUUAUUUUUCCAGAUACCAAGUGAGCACAUUUAAAUCGCUCCAACAGAUUUCAAACAUUGAUCUUUUUUUUCAUAGAUGUUGAUACGUUAGUAUUUAAGCAUUCAUCUAGUCUGAGAUUUUUUUUUGCUUUUUUUUAUUUCUUGUGAUUGCCGUUCAUUGAGUCUUGUAGCUUAAUUCUGUUUUGUCAAAUCCAUUUUUUUCUACCAGAAAAAGAAAACCUGAUUAUGACCAGUUACCCAACCUGUCAUUUUGUCUUUAUACAAUAAAUACAAUUGUAUACGCCUGUAAAUUGUAAUCUGAUCAGUCACAAUUGCAUCACACCGAACAUAAACAGCCUGUUUUAUUAAUGUUUCUGUACUUGUUAAUUUUAACAAAAUGGAAAUUUUGGACAAAUGGCAAAAAUAUCAACUAAAAAUAAAACCAAUUUUGGAGCAUG
This is a messenger RNA of Betta splendens (Siamese fighting fish), 3801 nucleotides long. It is a transcript of the gene hnrnpul1, whose product is annotated as heterogeneous nuclear ribonucleoprotein U-like 1. The record is from RefSeq and is a predicted model, not a curated record. Gene Ontology annotation, molecular function: protein binding. Bases 136 to 2904 code for a protein of 922 amino acids. NCBI's taxonomy places the organism in Eukaryota, Metazoa, Chordata, Actinopteri, Anabantiformes, Osphronemidae. The transcript has 16 exons.